Molecule: messenger RNA, 2759 nt
Organism: Macrosteles quadrilineatus (aster leafhopper)
Lineage: Eukaryota; Metazoa; Arthropoda; Insecta; Hemiptera; Cicadellidae
Product: polyubiquitin-C
Exons: 4
Coding region: 102-2615 (837 amino acids)
Biological process (GO): modification-dependent protein catabolic process; protein ubiquitination
Cellular component (GO): cytoplasm; nucleus
Molecular function (GO): ubiquitin protein ligase binding; protein tag activity
Source: RefSeq, a predicted model, not a curated record
ACAGAGACUUGAGCUUGAGAGAGAGUGUUGUCGAAGUGGUGGUGUUGAUUGAUUUGUGACAAUAUCUUUUCUUAGGAGUUGGCUUCACAAAAUAUAGAAAUAUGCAGAUCUUUGUCAAGACACUGACCGGCAAGACCAUCACGCUGGAAGUGGAGCCUUCCGACACUAUUGAGAACGUCAAGGCCAAGAUCCAGGAUAAGGAGGGUAUUCCCCCUGAUCAACAGAGACUGAUCUUCGCAGGCAAGCAGCUUGAGGAUGGACGCACUCUAUCCGACUACAACAUCCAAAAAGAAUCAACACUCCAUCUUGUGCUCCGUCUUAGAGGAGGAAUGCAGAUCUUUGUCAAGACACUGACCGGCAAAACCAUCACGCUCGAAGUGGAGCCUUCCGACACUAUUGAGAACGUCAAGGCCAAGAUCCAGGAUAAGGAGGGCAUUCCCCCUGAUCAACAGAGAUUGAUCUUUGCAGGCAAGCAGCUUGAGGAUGGACGCACUCUAUCCGACUACAACAUCCAAAAAGAAUCAACACUCCAUCUUGUGCUCCGUCUAAGAGGAGGAAUGCAGAUCUUUGUCAAGACACUGACCGGCAAGACCAUCACACUGGAAGUGGAGCCUUCCGACACUAUUGAGAACGUCAAGGCCAAGAUCCAGGAUAAGGAGGGCAUUCCUCCCGAUCAGCAAAGACUCAUCUUUGCAGGCAAGCAGCUUGAGGAUGGACGCACUCUAUCCGACUACAACAUCCAAAAAGAAUCAACACUCCAUCUUGUGCUUCGUCUUAGAGGAGGAAUGCAGAUCUUUGUCAAGACACUGACCGGCAAGACCAUCACGCUGGAAGUGGAGCCUUCCGACACUAUUGAGAACGUCAAGGCCAAGAUCCAGGAUAAGGAGGGCAUUCCCCCUGAUCAACAGAGACUGAUUUUCGCAGGCAAGCAGCUUGAGGAUGGACGCACUCUAUCCGACUACAACAUUCAAAAAGAAUCAACACUUCACUUGGUCCUCAGACUGCGAGGAGGGAUGCAGAUUUUUGUUAAGACCUUGACUGGGAAAACCAUCACACUCGAAGUUGAGCCUUCAGAUACCAUCGAGAACGUCAAGGCCAAGAUCCAAGACAAAGAGGGUAUCCCCCCAGAUCAGCAGCGACUCAUUUUUGCUGGAAAACAGUUGGAAGACGGACGAACCCUUUCCGACUACAAUAUUCAGAAGGAAUCCACACUCCACCUUGUGCUUCGUCUUAGAGGAGGAAUGCAGAUCUUUGUCAAGACACUGACCGGCAAGACCAUCACGCUGGAAGUGGAGCCUUCCGACACUAUUGAGAACGUCAAGGCCAAGAUCCAGGAUAAGGAGGGUAUUCCCCCUGAUCAACAGAGAUUGAUCUUUGCAGGCAAGCAGCUUGAGGAUGGACGCACUCUAUCCGACUACAACAUCCAAAAAGAAUCAACACUCCAUCUUGUGCUCCGUCUAAGAGGAGGAAUGCAGAUCUUUGUCAAGACACUGACCGGCAAGACCAUCACGCUGGAAGUGGAGCCUUCCGACACUAUUGAGAACGUCAAGGCCAAGAUCCAGGAUAAGGAGGGUAUUCCCCCUGAUCAACAGAGACUGAUCUUCGCAGGCAAGCAGCUUGAGGAUGGACGCACUCUAUCCGACUACAACAUCCAAAAAGAAUCAACACUCCAUCUUGUGCUCCGUCUAAGAGGAGGAAUGCAGAUCUUUGUCAAGACACUGACCGGCAAAACCAUCACGCUGGAGGUGGAGCCUUCCGACACUAUUGAGAACGUCAAGGCCAAGAUCCAGGAUAAGGAGGGUAUUCCCCCUGAUCAACAGAGACUGAUCUUCGCAGGCAAGCAGCUUGAGGAUGGGCGCACUCUAUCCGACUACAACAUCCAAAAAGAAUCAACACUCCAUCUUGUGCUUCGUCUUAGAGGAGGAAUGCAGAUCUUUGUCAAGACACUGACCGGCAAGACCAUCACGCUGGAAGUGGAGCCUUCCGACACUAUUGAGAACGUCAAGGCCAAGAUCCAGGAUAAGGAGGGCAUUCCUCCCGAUCAGCAAAGACUGAUCUUUGCAGGCAAGCAGCUUGAGGAUGGACGCACUCUAUCCGACUACAACAUCCAAAAAGAAUCAACACUCCAUCUUGUGCUCCGUCUAAGAGGAGGAAUGCAGAUCUUUGUCAAGACACUGACCGGCAAAACCAUCACGCUGGAAGUGGAGCCUUCCGACACUAUUGAGAACGUCAAGGCCAAGAUCCAGGAUAAGGAGGGUAUUCCCCCUGAUCAACAGAGACUGAUCUUCGCAGGCAAGCAGCUUGAGGAUGGACGCACUCUAUCCGACUACAACAUCCAAAAAGAAUCAACACUCCAUCUUGUGCUCCGUCUAAGAGGAGGAAUGCAGAUCUUUGUGAAGACACUGACCGGCAAGACCAUCACGCUGGAAGUGGAGCCUUCCGACACUAUUGAGAACGUCAAGGCCAAGAUCCAGGAUAAGGAGGGCAUUCCUCCCGAUCAGCAAAGACUGAUCUUUGCAGGCAAGCAGCUUGAGGAUGGACGCACUCUAUCGGACUACAACAUCCAAAAAGAGUCAACACUCCAUUUAGUAUUGCGCCUCCGUGGUGGUAACUAAGAAUUUUAUGAUUCCAUGAUUCCUACUCAUAAUUCCUGUAUGUUUUUUGUGAUUUGGUGUUAAAUGUUAGUUUCUUUGAAAUUUGUUAAUUUUACAUACAUGUACCGGUAUUGUAGUAUGCUGAUUAAAGUUUUUGCAAUUGUA